AUGGGCAAAGACGAUUCUGGAUCUAGUGAAGUGAAGGCCACGGCUCUGCACCCUGCAUACACUGUGACGAACGUUCAGACAAAGAUUCGAACUCUUGAUGGUGUUAAGAUUUACAGCACUUUAUCUGAUGAUCUAAUGGUUCGUAUUCUGGAAAGUGAUACCACGGCUCAAGCAGCAUGGAACAAGCUCAAAGUAAACUUCCUCAACAACAAGGGUUCACGAGCAGCAGCACUUGAACAAGAAUUUUCCAAUCUUAAUUUUGCAGCAUGUUCAUCAAUGGAGGCUUAUUGUCAGAAACUCAAGGAUUUGGUUGAUCAACUCGAAGAUGUCGAUAACCCGGUCACCGAAUCAAGACUUGUUCUACAGAUGGUUCGAGGUUUACCACCUGAAUUUGAUGUUGUAGGGGCAUAUAUCAAUCAAAGUUCUCCAUCUUGGGAGACAGCUCGUAGUAUGUUACAACUGGAGCAACACCAACAAAACACCCGACAAAACCAAUCACAUACGGCCCUUGCUGUUUCUGAUGAUCGAUCACAGAAAAACCCUACAGGGGAUGCCUAA
Molecule: messenger RNA, 558 nt
Organism: Lactuca virosa
Lineage: Eukaryota; Viridiplantae; Streptophyta; Magnoliopsida; Asterales; Asteraceae
Source: the annotation of a GenBank genome assembly